Anoplopoma fimbria (sablefish) is the source of this 7210-nucleotide messenger RNA. It is a transcript of the gene pxk, whose product is annotated as PX domain containing serine/threonine kinase. The transcript is spliced from 18 exons. Gene Ontology annotation, cellular component: late endosome; early endosome; extrinsic component of endosome membrane. Bases 189 to 1910 code for a protein of 573 amino acids. Lineage: Eukaryota; Metazoa; Chordata; Actinopteri; Perciformes; Anoplopomatidae. Gene Ontology annotation, biological process: protein targeting to lysosome; endosome to lysosome transport; protein phosphorylation. Gene Ontology annotation, molecular function: ATP binding; phosphatidylinositol binding; protein kinase activity. The record is from RefSeq and is a predicted model, not a curated record.
GCCUCUGACGUCAGAGCGGCGCUUCCUGGUUACGGUAAAGGCUAACAGCUAAGCUAACAGCUAGCCCGCUUCUCUCGGGCUGUUGUUGUUCCUCCUCCUCCUCCUCCUCCUCCUCCUUCUCCUCCUCCUCACUGACAGACCGCACCGCUUCGGACCAGACCUCCUCACCCCCAGGCUCUCCUCCGGGCAUGUCUCUGCGGGAGAAGCCGCCUCCCGGCCGCCUGCUGCUGGACGACACGGUGCCCGUGACGGCGGCGAUCGAAGCCAGCCAGAACCUGCAGAGCCACACGGAGUACAUCGUCCGAGUCCAGAGGGGCGUGUCUUUAGAGAAUAGCUGGCAGGUGAUUCGGCGAUACAGUGACUUUGAUGUUCUCAACACCAACCUGAUGGUUUGUGGCAUCAGUCUCCCUCUUCCUCCCAAGAAGCUUAUUGGAAACAUGGACAGGGAGUUCAUAGCAGAGAGGCAGAGAGGACUGCAGGCCUUUCUGGACUCAAUUACCCAGCAUCCCCUGCUUUCCAGCUCCCUGACAGUCAAGAAGUUCCUUGACCCAAACAACUACUCUGCCAACUACACAGAGAUCGCCCUGCAGCAGGUCUCCAUGUUCUUCAGGUCGGACCUGAAGUGGGAGGUCCUGGAGCCUCUCAAAGACAACGGCUGGAGGAUCAGGAAGAAAUACUUUCUAAUCAAAAACAAAGAGCAGCCCAAAGAGAGGUACCUGCUGAGCUGGGUGGACCUGGGUCCUGAUAAAUUCUUGUCCGACAAAGACCUGCAGUCAGCAAUGAAGCUGCUAACCAGCCUGUCUAAUCCGUAUCUCUGUCCGCUGUUGUUCUCCAGCACCAGUGAGUCUUCAGCUCUGCUCAUCCGGCCGUUCAGUGAGAAAGGCUCUCUGAGAGACCACAUCUGUAAGGUGAAGCCCAGAGAGAGUUACCUGAAGAAGUACUGUAACCCGAAGAAGAGCCAGGGUCUCGAACUGCAGCACAUCAAACUGUACGGCCGCCAGAUCCUGGAGGGCCUGAAGCUUCUCCAUGACGGCGGUGUAUUUUACGGUCACCUGCACGCGUCCAACGUCAUUGUGGACGACGGCGUGUGUCGACUGAUGGAUGUCGAGAACGGCAUGCUGGGAGUUCCCUCGGUGCUGCGACCGGCCUUCACCCAACUCAGGAAGAUCAACACCACAGAGAGCAUCGACGUCUUCUGCUUUGGACAUUUACUCUACGAGAUGACGUACGGUCGACCGCCGGACAGCGUCCCUUUCGAUCAAUACCCCGAUGUCCCCUACACCGCUGUGGUUUCAGUGCUGCAGUCCAUUUUGUCCACAGAAGCCUGUAAGAGCGGGAUGCCAACCGUGUCGCAGCUCAUCCAGACACCGCUGUUCAGUGACGUUCAGCUCCAACACUCAGAAAAACUCCAGAUCAAGGUUCCCAGCAGGCUAAAAGAGGCACUGAAGACGGCGAAGGAGAGUCUGGAGAAGAGGCUGCAGGAGGAGCAGAGAGUGCUCCAUCAGCACAGGAGGCUGACCAGAGCAAAGUCUCACCACGGCUCAGAGGAGGAGAAGAAGAGGAGGAAGACUCUGGCGAGGAAGAAGUCCAGACAGUCGGCUUAUGAAAAUGAAGAAGACGUCUCAGUCAGAAACAACAAUAACUCUGGUUCUGGAGCCAGUUCCCCUCCCACAUGCCCCUCCUCCCCCACCCCCCAUCCACCACAGGUAGGAGCCCUGACUGCUCCUCCCCCUCCUCCUCCUCCUCCUCCUCCUCCUAUGCUGAACUCUUCCUCCUGCCCUCCUCCUCCUCUGUCCUCCUCUGACGCAGCGGGAGGAGGUCGCACCGCCUUGCUGAGCUCCAUCCAGGCCUUCAGUAAGGGCAAACUGAAGAAGGCCGAGAUCGUCGACCGCAGCAAACCCAUCAUCUGACCCCCGCUGACCGCCGCCACCUGACCUCGACCAGGAAAAAACGUCACUACGGCGACACGACCGACCUGCUGGUUCUGCACUGUGGUAUCGGGACCGGUUCGCUUCGUCGCUCCCUGAGAUGUGAAAAGGAAUCGCUAACAAAAAAAAGAAAAUUCCAAGUACCAUUUUAUUUUUUAUUGCUAUUUCUGCUUAUUUCUGCUUUUAAUUUUAUUUUUAAAUCUGUUGCUGUGGUUGGAAAGAGGUGGGGGGGGGAAAUGGCCGCCUCAGUCGGCUCUUUCAUAAACUCUGGACAGUCCGAGGCCCCUGAAGGUUUGUCCUCUGUGACUUCUUCGUCACAAGAAGACACGACCACCAGGCUCAACGUUCAAACUGAGUCUGGGGAGUUUUUUUCUGGUUGACCUGCAGCUUCUUUUCUGCUCGUCAAAGUGGCGUUUGAAUGUUUGAAUUUUUUUAGGUUUUGGAGCCACUGUGGAUGCUUCAUCCCGCUGGAUGAUGAAGUUGAAUUUCCUGGAUCCAAACAGACGUUAAUAUCAGUGCUCUGACACUGAUAUCACUGUCCUGAGACUGAUCCAAACUCCAGCUUUCCCUCUUUUGAAAUCAUCUCAUGACAUGUAGCCUCCAGACCUGCACAUAGACUUUUUUCAUUGCAGGACAUCGGUGACGAAAAACGACUCAAUCACUCAAAUCAAUAAAGUCAUUUUUGACAUAAAAACAUACAUUUUCUAGAUAUUAGUCUGCAUCUCGAAACAAGAAAAAUAAGGCAGGUCGCUGUAUUAGACUAAAGACAAAUAUAACAUGGAGGAUUAUUUUCACAUUUUUUAAGAAAAUACUCUUGAUAAGAUGGUCGUUUGCUGCCGUGUAUCUGUCUUAACGUCACGUUUGGUCUGAACCAGAGUGAGAGAUUAAUUCGACUUUGCUGCAUUUUGUGCCAUUAGCUCAUCGGUUAGAGAUUAGAGGAUCCAUGUCACGUUAAAACCGUGACAUGGAUCCUCUAAGGUUUUCAUCCCAGUGAGGAACGUAUAAAGAAACUCCAGUGUUCAGCUCUGUAAGCAUGAGGCGUCCUGAUUGGUCAGUUGUUGGUUCAUUCUGAACAACUCUACGGCUGUUUCAGACCAAGCAUGCAAAUAGUUUGUACAAGAAAGAGCACAAAACAAUAGAGCAGCACAUAAUCAACAACUAACAUCAAUGCUACAAACUGCAAGAAGUUUGUUUCCAUCCACCUAUUUUUUGGGGCACUUUCAAUUUGUGCAUAUUAGGCUAAAUGGAACUUCUCAAAAAGUAGGAAAUCAAAAUGGAAAUUAAAAUCUUCCUUUAAAUGAAUACAUGAAACAAACAUAAAUGUCAUACUUUCAUCAUGUCUUCCACAUUGAUCUCCACAAUUUAAGGAGAAUUAGCACUGCAAACUGUUGAUCUUAAUGCACCCAAUAUUCACAUAAUGAUAUUGGAUGGAAAGGCACAUUUAUAAACAUUUUCUUAAGCCGUUUUUAUCUGGAAUUUGGUUAAAACUUGUCCCACAUUUUGAUGGAAACUCCACUAAUGCUAUGUAAACAAUCGAAGUAUAACUCACACUAUAAUUCUUACUCAAGUCCUGGUAGAGCUGGAGAGGCAAAACUGCACAAAAUGAAGUUUACCACCAUUCUUCCCUCUAGUGAAACUGUAACUUCUGCCUCACAUUAACUUUGGCUGCUAAACAUGGCAGAAAAUAAAGGUAGCGAGUGCUAAUGGUCUGUGCUAUGGAUGGUGCAGCUGCUCUCUCUGUUUGAAAUAAUGGCUUUGCUCUACGCGAUGUCAAACCUGCACUUUUGGUAUGAAAGUCUGUAAGACAGAGUUACUGUUCUGUCGUACAUCAGAGCAACUUGGAUCCACAGCGACGAGCCGCUCAGCUCUGAUUGUAUUUAGGGUCUGAAAUUAAUCUGAAAUACCUUUUUUUAUUUUUAGCUUCUUCACAGAUAUCUAAGAUUUUAAUGAUUUAGCUUCUUUGCACCACAGUACAUUCUUAUUAUUCCACUUAUAUGACCCGCACUGCUGCUUUUGCAUGUUUUGUUUCGGCCCAUUAACUGCUAUUAACUUUGCAAGUCAUCAAUCAUGUUUUAAGGGUUCCUUUUUUCCUGCUGGUUUCAGUAAUUUCUCUUAAAAAUGUACUUGCAGAAACUUGCUACAGAGAGAAAAUCCAUUAGUCACCUUUUAGUUUUACUUCAUUAAUUCAUAGUUGUGUGCUAAUUUGAAGUUGUUUGCAGGGUUUGUAUUGAACAGUGGUUGCACUAGUAAUCAAAUGUGCAUCAGAGGUUAGACACAGCUUUUCAAAGCAUCCAUCUUUGUUUAUUCUGCUUCUUUGGGUUUGAGUUUCUGAUAAUGUAGUCAAUGAAAGCAACGCUGAUUCAGUUCUGUCAGUCUGCACGCUUUUAUAAAGCCAGCUUUUCUUAAAAUGACCAGGAAGCACACUUUUAGACAAUUUUUUUCUCACAGUGUGGAAACUUGAUUGGGGUUUUAGUGUUACUGGAUUGAAGUUUAUUAUAAAUCAUGGUAAGGUGCAUUGAUGCAAACACACCCAUAAUAAUGUAAGAGUAUAAAAAAACAAAAUAUCCAUAGAUAAGAGAAAAGCAGGGAAUAAAACUACAUGACAAAAUAUAAGGGAGACGCAGUUUUUAACUCUCCCCAACCAGCCAGAUAUUAAAGACAUCGAACCGAACUGAAUUUAGUUCAGAUUAGAUGUGUUUCUCUUUUAUCUAUUUAUGCAUCACCUCGGGAUGAUUUAAAAUCAAUAAAUGGAUCUCUCUGCAGCAAGUUUCACAUUAAAAUCACCUGAAGGAAGGAAAUCCGUCAUGUUGGGAGUUUACUUUGUUAAACAACACUGGUGACUUUAACAUUGUUACAGUUUACCGUCACGAGACGUCCAUUUAGGGUUAAUUUCAGACCCUUAUUGUUUUGAUUCCUGUUAUUUUAAAGUGUUUUGCUUUUGUUUUAAUUCUGUUGUAUUUUAAUAUCUGUUGUCGUCAUUGAGCUGAGAUUAUAUUAUUUUAUUGUGCCAUAUGGAUCCUUGUGCCUAUGGAAAUAUGAAUGUUUAUUUUUGUUGAAUUAUUGUGUGUGAUAUAAUCAUACAUACCAGAUAAUCUGUAUGUAUAAAGCUCUGUCUGAGGAUUUUAACGCUUUAGCACACAGGAUGUUUUCACGUUGUUAUUGGCAUUACAGAAAUUUCCCUAAAUAAGCAACUAAUUAUUCUUUUUUUGUUAUUUGUUAGUCUAUAAAAUGUCAGAAUAUAGAUUUUCCAGAAAACCAGGAGACGUCUAAACACGUCAUGUUUCCUCUGACCAACAGUCCAACAUUUAAAUAAAUUCAGUUUACAGAGAUAUAAAACGUAGCAAAUCCUCAACCCAAAAAGGAGCACUUUUGGCAAUUCUUCUUUCAAAGUUUCUUAAAACUACUAAUUCGUUAUCAAAAUUGCUGCUGAAUAUAUUUUAUCUGCCAUUUAGCUAACCAAUUAAUCGACUCGUUGUUUUGGCAAUAAAACUAAUCUUUGUAGUUUGAUUUUUAAAUCUGUUUUUAACAUAAAUCUAAAAGUAAAAGUAGAAAUAAAUGUCAUAUUCUUGUUUUGGGGUGGAAGAAGGAUCUAUGUUGAUCCACCACAGGGUCCAUUUAUUAGCUGUUCUGGAGCUUUUGAUUGCAUCACAUGGUCUUCCUAAGAAUAUUGAGUAGGGCUGGGCAAUAUAUUUAUAUUACAUCAAUAUCGUGAUAUUAGACUAGAUAUCGUCUCGGAAUUUUGAUACCUCAAUAAUGUUAUAUGCUACAAGUGUCUCUUCUUGGUUUUAAAAGCUGCAUUACAGCAAAGUGUUGUGAUUUUCUCAACUCACGAGACUGUUCUAGCUUUUGUAUUAUUUAUAUUUAAUAAUUUAUUAUACCCACAUUACUGAUGAUUAUUUAUCAAAAAUGUAAUUGUAUAAUUUUGAUAAAGCACCUAUGUUCAACCCCACAAUAUUGUUGCAAUAUCAAAACCGAGGUAUGUGGUCAAAAAUAUCUUGAUAUUUGCCCCAAUAUUUUAGAUUCACCCAGUUGUCAUGGGAUAAUAAAUGUUAAAAUUUCCAUUUUUCUGAGCUCUUUACAGACUUCUUAUCCAUAGAAAGCUCCAGAACAGCUAAUUAAUGGACCUUUUUUAGAGUUUUGCUUUGUUUUGCUUCUGACUUUAAACCUGAAACGUGUCGGAUCAAAAGUCACAGUGAAGCUGCAGUUAAGAGUCUUUAGCUUCCACAAUGUUUUUUAUAAUUAGAUGGAUUUGAUCUGAUUGCUUAAAGGAACAGUUCAACAUUUUGCGAAAUUCGAUUUUUAGUGUGUAACAUGAGAAGAUCAAUAUCAAUCACAUGUCUGUCUGUGAACUAAGAAGUUACAGCAAGCAGCAAGUUAGCUUAGCUUAGCAUAAAGACUGGAAAUGGGGGGAACUGCUAGCCUGCCUCAGUUUGAGGAGAACAUAAUCUGCCUACCAGCAUCCUUAAACUCUCUCAUAUUUGUACAGAUUAAAGAAACAUAAAUAAUAAUAAAACAUGUUGGUAGAUAGACUUUAUUGCUUAGUCUGGCUAGCUGUUUCCCUUUGUUUCCAGUCUUUGUGCUAAGCUAAGCUAACUAGCUUCUGGCUUUAGCUUUUUAUUUUAACAGACCGAUGAUGAGUGGUAUUCAUCUUCUCAUCCAACUCUAUCUGAAAGUGUAUCAGCGUUUUUUUUUCAAAAUGGAAAAUUAUUAAAAGUAGGUGUGCCUCAGGGUACAAACUAGGAUCUACUUAACAGAAACAACUGCGUGCUAAAGUGUUAGUCUGUGACAGAGCUGUGGUCACUACAAUCCAAGUUUAAGCACUCAGAGCUUUUUAUUUUUAAAUCGAUGCUCUGCGUUAAAAUCCUUUUUUGUUUUUAUUGUUCAGUGCAAUCCGGUCCAAUGCGAUGGUCUUCACGUCUUUGAAUGGUCAUUAAAUUGUAUCAGUAUGUUUCUCUGCAGCACUUUAAUCCACGAGGGGUGGAAGACAAGUCCAAAUGUGUGUUUGCGAAAAAGCAAUUCAAUUCAGAGUCAUAGAAUUUUGGAUUAUAAGUAAAUCGGUAUGAAAAACCACUCUUCAGUCUCCGGGUUGUUUACAGUCACAUCACACUAGAUACAUCAAAUGUCGCCUUCAAAUAUCUCUUCUACAUUUAAUGCAACUGCAAAAUGACCCUCCUCAUCAUCUAUAUUCAAGUAAAAACACAAUCUAGCAAGCCUGCUGUGAUGAAAUAAAUACUGUAUCAACUGAAUUAAACAUUUUAUUAAAAGAAAUUCAAGAGUAAGUU